Molecule: messenger RNA, 6551 nt
Organism: Fopius arisanus
Lineage: Eukaryota; Metazoa; Arthropoda; Insecta; Hymenoptera; Braconidae
Product: ATP-binding cassette sub-family A member 2
Exons: 4
Coding region: 576-5561 (1661 amino acids)
Biological process (GO): transmembrane transport; lipid transport
Cellular component (GO): membrane; intracellular membrane-bounded organelle
Molecular function (GO): ATP hydrolysis activity; lipid carrier activity; ABC-type transporter activity
Source: RefSeq, a predicted model, not a curated record
AAUUCGAGGGCGUAGUGAAUGGGUGCAGCUGCAGUUCAGUUUCAGUGUCAAAACAUCAUUGAAACAAAACGUCACUUCAAUGUAAUAAUAUCGAUCCUAAUUUUCCGAAUGUUGUGCUGUAAUCUGAGAUUAGACCAACGUAACGGUACAGACAACUGAUAACUUCAAAAGUUAGUAGGUUAACAAAGGGCAAGCAGAAAUAACGGCAGAACAUAGUGUUUUUAUGGAUAACUCAAUGUAAUGGACUCUUGCGUGCUGGAACGUACAUGAGAAUUGAGCAGCAAAUAUUGGAACAGCUCGAUGGCUUGGUCUUAUUUUUAUUGUCAUUUCGAAGAAUGACCUCAUGGAUAUUUGAUAAUAAUUGCUGACAAGUGACUCAUGUUUCCAUAGAAACACACUACGCACUAUAUUUUGCACCGUCAACAUUUGACUUUGAACGUAGUAUUGAAUACCAAUUCAACCAGACGAUGCCAGCAAAGACCUCUCAUCACGUACUGUUUAUUUCUCGUACUACCUCAUACACGUCCUAUCUCAUGCAAUGAAUCACAAUCAAAACUGAAUAAAAAUAAACGAAAAUGGCAGGAAACAUGGGGAUAUUUGUGCUUCUUCUCAAGAAGAACUUCCUAGUUCGUAGGAAGCGCUGGGUUCAAUCCGUGGUAGCUCAAAUACUGAUCCCAAUAGCGCUAUUCCUGAUUGGCCAAACAGUCAGAUUAAUGACUGAUAAUUCAGCUAAAUUCAUUAAUACGACUACUUACUAUGAAAUAGAGCCUAAAGCGAAGAUCUUGGACACAAUUCACAGAGAUACAACAGUUCGCUUUUCACCAGAGAACCCAGCGACGAUAGAAUUGAUGCAUUACACACGACUAUGCCUGCAACUUCCAGAAUCUAAAGUCGAUGGUGCUCCGGAUGAGGACACGAUGAUAAAGGAUUUGACGAAGGAUCAGGUUCUCAAUAAAGAUCACGUAGACGCACUCGGAGUUGUUUUUGAGACGGUUGUUAAUGAUACGAUACCAAAUCAUUUUAAAUACAAGAUUAGAAUGGGUAGCGCACUCAGGAAGGAAUUGUACGAUCCCGAAGAGAAUGGACAUCUAGCUAAUUACAUUCUAAUGGGCUCUCCCAUUGUUCCAUUGCAAUUGUGUCUCGAUGAAGCCUUUAUUAAUUGGGUUUCCAGCACGAGUUCCUCGAAAGUACAAAAGUAUACGCCUGAAAUCUCAAUACAACAGAUGCCUUAUCCACCUUACACGAGGGUCGAUAAGGGAACUGCAAUUGGGGGAGAGACUUUCGCUGAGAUCAUACGAUUUAUUUUCCUAAUAAUUCUGUGCGUGGAGAUCUCUUUCCCUGCUAAUGAAAAAUACAUUGGAAUCAAUAUCCUGAUGUCUGUCAAUGGAGUCAGCACCAAAAUGAAUCUCUUCAGCUGGUUAAUAAGUGGAGCCAUUUUCAGCACCUGUUAUCUAGCUCCAAUUGUACUGAUUAUGAAACAUUUCAUGCCACCGGAAGUCAUUCCAUUUUUAACGUAUGGUAAUCCGUUCAUUGUCUGGCUGGUAUUGUUUGUUCACUGCUGGCAUGUCCUUGCCUUCGGAUAUCAUCUGUCAUCGUAUUUCUGGAAACCUUCACAUGGAAUAUUUGCCACCUUUAUGUUCCUGGUUAUCCUGAAUAACAUCGCUCGUUUCGCCACUGGUGUGGCAUUUCGACAUUUUCUUCUGUACGUGGGUGUAAUCUGUCCAAACAUUCUGCUAAAACGCAUGUUCGAAGAAAUAACGAUCUACGAGGGCAAGCUCAUUGGUACAAAAUGGUCCAAUAUGUUCACAACGGGGACUCUGGAUGCCCCAGCUGAAGGGAGCAUCGGAGUUAUGUUAAUCUUCUCAAUCAUCGGUAUCAUUCUCAAUUUCUACAUGGCAGUGUAUGUUUACGCAGUGCGUCCAGGAAAAUACGGAGUCAGCCAGAAUCCCCUCUUCUUCUUCCAAAAGCGUCACAAAGUUGAAGAUGACGAGAACAAAAUAGACUUCGAAAAGACUAAAAUAACAAAACGAGAAUUCGAAGAUGUCCCUGAAGGUGGAUUGGAGCCAGGAAUAAGACUCAGAGGAUUGAAGAAAGUCUAUUCAACAAGUUGGUUCAGGAAUUCAGUGGUGUACGCACUGAGAGGAGUGUCAAUGGACUUCUACAAGAGCCAAAUAACAGCUCUCCUGGGUCACAAUGGCGCAGGUAAGACCACAAUGAUGUCUAUUCUCUCAGGUCUAACAAGCUUAUCAGAAGGUAUAGUCUUCAUCGAUGGAAAAAACAUCCGACGAGAUCCUGACGCCAUAAAAGACAACAUCGGCUUAUGUCCCCAAGAGAAUAUGGUUUUUCCUGAUCUAACGGUCUAUCAGCAGCUCCACUUUUUUGGAACCCUCAAAGCAGGGAAAAAAUCUAAACAAGAAUUAGAAGAAGAAAUAGAGAUUCUACUGGACAAAGUUAAUCUUGAAGAAAAACGUAAUUUCAUUCCAAAGCAGUUAUCAGGGGGUCAGAAGAGGAGACUCUGCCUUGCGAUGGCUGUAAUUGGUGACGCCAACGUAUUGAUCCUGGAUGAGCCGACCUCCGGAAUGGAUGCUGAGAGUAAACGAGAAGUUUGGGAUAUUGUCCUCAAAAUGCGUGGUGAGAAAACGAUAAUAAUUAGCACUCACGACAUGGAGGAGGCUGAUAUCCUUGGUGACAGAAUAGCGAUAAUGCAUACAGGAAAAUUGAAGAGUUACGGCACCUCAAUGUUUUUGAAGAAGUUGUACGGGGACGGUCAGGUGGAAGUUACAUUAUCCGUGAAACCUUGGUGUGAUUCUUCGAAAAUCAUCCAGGAGAUAGGAAUUUCAGCUCAGCUACUCAACCAAGAUGAAGGUAAAAUGGUGUUUGCCAUUCCGAUGGCAGAAUCACUACCGGAAGCCCUGGAUAAACUAGAAUCUCAGAAGCAAAAAUUGGGAAUCACUGGGAUGAGUGUUUCUAUAAUCACCCUGGAACAGGUGUUCUUGAGAGUAACUAGAGAAGACACUGACGAAGUGGAUGCUAAUGAUCAGAUCCGAUCCUCUCACAAGAUCACAGGUUUCUUAUACUUCACGCAGUGCUUCAGAGCUUUUGUGAUAAAGAAAGUGGCAUUUAUGAGGAAAAAUCCUUGGACCUGUUGGUUGAGCUUACUGUUGCCCUGUUUGUCAUGUACUAUGAUGAUAAUGGCGUUUGGAGAGAAAGGACCUCGUGAUGGUCCCACCUCGUUAACCUUGGAGGCUUACAGCCAUCCUAGAGCAUUCGUCGCAUCAUCGAAUCCAUAUUUGGCUCACAUGUACGGAAUUGGAGUCCGAGAAUUCGGCGGUAAGACUGAUAUAAUUGACCCGGAACAUUUGAGUGUUUCUGAUGCCUUGGUGCAAGCAUCUUUGAGGGACAUCGGAAUCUAUAGAAAUAGAUACAUUACUUCUGCUGAGUUCAAUAGAACUGGUGAUAUUAUGAAAGCCAAUGGAUUCUACUCAGGGACUGCUUAUCUAGGAAUCCCGAUAGCAUUAAAUGCACUGUCUAAUGCUAUUCUGAAAGCCCUGACUGAUGACGAGUCUUACAGGAUCGAAGUAUCAGCUCAGCAGCUGCCUUCCUCAUGGGAGAUUGACAAAAGUGAGGCCGUGGAUGGGCCCAUGAUAACUCUAGCAAUCAUUGUGUUUUUAGCCCCAGCAAUUGCGCUGUAUGUCACUCAACCCCUGCAGGAGGCUCGUUCAGGAAUCAAGCAGCUGCAGAACAUGACUGGUGCCUCGAAAAUCGCAUACUGGGCUUCUAUAUUUUUACUCGAUUUUUCGCAGUACAUUAUAUCAAGUUUACUGCUUCUGGCUUCAUUCAUCAUAGUUGAUAUAUCACUGGCCACUCAUUUCUACCGAUUAACUGAGAUUCUUGUGUUCUUUGCGUUGAUGAUACUGUUUGGAAUGAGUAUGCUACCAUUUGUCUACAUGUCUAGCUUCCUGAAGAAGACACUGAAUACUACGAUCAAUGUUUUAAGUGUUGCACCACUGAUUCUGGGGUUUGUGGAGAUGAUUCUCGUUGCUGUGACAUUUUCAUGGGAUAAUAACACUUUUAAGAUCUUCAGAAAGAUUCAGAGUAGGCUCUUCCAACUGUUUCCAUAUUUGAGCUUCACCUAUGGACACGUAUCAUUCUUUGGAGUAGUAUCGAAAAACGCAAGGUGUAGAAGAAUGACUAAUGAAUUGAUUGAGGUGGCAUGCAUCAGUUUUGAUGAGUGUUGCGAUGCACAGUGCUCCAAUGGUGAUUGCCAAAAUCCAUUUCCAUAUUUUGUUAAGAGCCCCUUCGAAGAAGUUCCAAGUCUCUUCACUAGUAUGAUGUAUCUGCUAGGAUCGUCUGUAUUGUUUUUCGCAAUUAUUAUUUUGAUUGAACUGCAGAUUGUUGAGAGAAUUAUGAUGAAAAUCAGAAGAAGAAAGGCGUGGAAAGCGAAUACUAUGGGAAUGGACGAGUUGGUAAUGAAGGAGAAGGCAGUCGUUGCUGAUGAGUUGAAUAAGAAGCUCAAUGGGAUCUUUGAGGAAGAAAAUGAAAAUAUAUUUCUAGUUCACAAUGUGAGAAAAAAUUAUGGGGCUCUUGAAGCAGUGAAAGGAAUAAGUUUCAGGGUUAAAGAGGGUGAAUGCUUUGGUUUGCUCGGGGUGAAUGGAGCUGGAAAGAGUACGACAUUUAGAAUGCUGACUGGGGAGGAGCUGCCUAAUGGUGGACAGUUAUGGCUGAAGGAUUUUAAUAUUGAAAACAAUCGAACCAGAUAUCUGCAGGAGAUGGGCUAUUGUCCUCAGCAAGAUGCCAUUAUUGAUACACUCAAUACUUGGGAUCAUUUGUAUUUAUUUGCAAGACUUCGUGGUGUUCCAGCGAAUCAAGUACAUGAUACAGUUAAGAAAUGGAUUGGAAAACUUAAUCUUACGGCGUGUGCUGCUCAACCCAGUGGCACAUACAGUGGAGGAAACAAGAGGCGUUUGAAUAUUGCAAUUGCACUUAUUGGUAAUCCAUCUUUAGUUCUGAUGGAUGAGCCGACCACUGGCGUGGAUCCAGCAGCUAGAAGAUCACUGUGGAAUACUCUGAAAAUUUGUCAAGACUCUGGACAAUCAAUUAUUUUGACUUCACACAGUAUGGAGGAGUGCGAGGUACUGUGCAAUCGUCUCGUUAUUAUGGUGAACGGGCAGCUAGUUUGUGUUGGUGCUAGUCAAGAAUUGAAACAGCGUUUUGGUGCUGGAUACAAUAUUCAUGUAAAACUAUCCCCCAAUCGGAGUUAUGCUGAUGUGGACAAUAUCAAGAGAAGAAUCGAGCGCCACUUGAUUUGUAAAUUAACAGAUGAGAAUUCUGGCUUCCUGGGAUAUCAUGUCACUGAUCCCGAAGCCACAUGGACAAUUAUGUAUACCACUCUGAAUGAGUUGAAGAACGAUUACAAUUGUAUCGAAGAUUUCGCUGUUCUCUCUUCGACGCUCGAGCAAUUGUUUAUCCAAUUUGCCAGAGCCCCUGAUGAUGCUCCCCAGAAUAACGGAAAUGCACCUCAAAAGUGGUGGCAGAAGAGCACUAGGCGAGCCCAUGUUUAAAUUUUACAAUCCAUAGAGGUGAGCAGUAAUUUUUUAUUUGACACCUUCUUUAUUCAUUCAAUCGAUGGUAAUAAUCAGCUUAAAACUACUGGCUAAUUAACAUACGAUUGCGGCAACGAAACUUGAGGGACGAAUUUAUUUGCGAUAGUCGAUCCCGAUAAUAAGAGCAGAAAAAUCGUAUUUGUUGCUAAAAUAUUUACACGUCUCUAUGGAGAAGGUCGUCUCCCGUUGUUUUAUAUGCCUCGUGUUCACAAUUUAAUUAGUGAAUAUAAUGACACCUCAAUUUUUUGGAAUUUCAUUCACCAAGUCAUGAAAUCAAAAUCAUCUAAAAUAGUAACAAUAUGAUUUCGAGGUCAAUUCCAAUUAAAAACGGUUUCUAAAUAUCUCAUUUGUCUUAGAAAAUUCAAGGAACUUAGAUCUUUUAUGUUGAAUGAUAAUUGAUUUUUCAGUGAAAACUUGACUGUUCAGUGUUCACCGUGAAAAUUCUAUUCAAAUGCAAUUGAAUUUUCAAUAAAUUUAAAACUCAGGGAAUUUAUCGCUUGAACUUCCAAGUGUAAUUUUCCAACAGUGCAACAGACAUUAAAUGUGUUCAUUCUUCUAAGAGCCUAAGACGGUUUUCGGAAAUUAAUUAAUUAUAAUUCAUCAAUUUUAAUAGCUUCAACAAGUAUUCUUUCCAAUAUUGCUAAUUGUAUAUUUGUAAUUAUUGUUCAGAAAAUUUCAGUAUAAUGAACGGAAAGAAGAUUUCCCUUAGAUUUGUAAAUAAAAAAGAUUAUAAACUAUAUUAAUAUUGAUAAAUAUGAACAGAAAAUUCGAUGCAUGAUCUCUUGCCGAUAUUCAAGAUUGUUUAUCGUGAGUUCAUGGAUUUUGUUUGUUAAAAGGUAUUUUUAUAACUGAAAACUAUCAUCAGUUUGUAAAGUUAAUUUCAAUUUAAGGACCGGUUGGAUUAUCUGGAAAAGAUAAUUUACUCCAAAAUUGGGAUUCCUAAUUACU